This is a messenger RNA of Topomyia yanbarensis, 3650 nucleotides long. Its product is annotated as WD repeat domain phosphoinositide-interacting protein 2-like. Lineage: Eukaryota; Metazoa; Arthropoda; Insecta; Diptera; Culicidae. Gene Ontology annotation, molecular function: phosphatidylinositol-3,5-bisphosphate binding; phosphatidylinositol-3-phosphate binding; protein binding. The record is from RefSeq and is a predicted model, not a curated record. Gene Ontology annotation, biological process: autophagy of mitochondrion; protein localization to phagophore assembly site; protein lipidation. Bases 565 to 1980 code for a protein of 471 amino acids. Gene Ontology annotation, cellular component: extrinsic component of membrane; cytosol; phagophore assembly site membrane. The transcript has 5 exons.
CUCGGUACUCAGUCUGAAAGGAAAAUUCGUGUGAAAAGGAUCCUCCGUCGUCUCCUUUGUGCAUAUUUUUAGCCAGCCUAUUUAACCAGUCAAGAGCAUCUCUCAGCUAGGUAGCAAACAUAGCACAGCAGAGAACUUUGUUAUUUUCUUCAAUUGUGCAAUUUUCAACUGAUUUUUCUUCGCGCUCUACGCCUAGAAAAUCGCAAAAUAGUGUGCAAUUUUUAAUUGACUGUUUGAUUUUCUGUUGUUUGCGACCAUCGUGAUUUGUGAGGAUCGUUCCUUUUGGGCUCAUUGACGAAGUGUGUAAAAAAACUAAGUUUUUCUUUUGCACUGAAAAAGGAAAACUCACAGCGAAACAAAGAAUAAACUUAACUGAUAGCAAUUGUGACGUGAUUCGAUUUUGUGUGGGGAAAAAUUCAGUCUCCAAUUUCAACAAAUUUGUGAAAAAUUUUCAACCUUUAAAAAGAAAAGAAAACUCAUCCCACAGUGUGAAAAAUAAAACCUAAAGCAAACAAAAAAGAGUAACCCUCAACUUCACCCUCGCGUCCGCGCAAAGUUGCUUAAAUGAGUGAUACAAAUCAGAAAUGUUUUGGAAAAACUGGUGGAUUCUCUAUAAAUUUUAAUCAAGACUAUACAUCGCUUUCUGUUGUAUCCAAGCAGGGAUACCGGCUGUUUUCACUCUCAUCCGUUGAUCGUGUCGAUGAAAUCUUCUGUAGCCAUGACGAGGAUACAAGAAUCGCUGAGAGGCUUUUCAGCAGCAGCCUGGUCGCGGUCGUUACCGCAAGUGAGCCGCACAAACUUAAGGUGUGUCACUUUAAGAAAGGGACGGAGAUCUGCAACUACAGCUACCCUACGGAUAUCCUGUCGGUGAAACUGAACCGAUCCAGGCUGGUCGUAUGCCUAGUGGACAGUAUUUAUAUUCAUAAUAUCCGUGAUAUGAGACUGCUACAUUCCAUCAACAACAUGUCGAACAAUCCGGCCGGUUUGUGUACGCUAUCGCUAUCAUCGCAUCUGGCGUAUCCGAUCUCAACGGCGGCCGGUGAGCUGCAGAUCUUCGACGCCGGGAAUCUGACUUCACGGUUGAAGGUCAAAGCCCACGAUUCGUCGUUGUCGGCGAUGAACUUUUCCUUCAACGGGACGCUGCUGGCAACGGCCUCGGAGAAGGGUACCGUGAUUCGCGUGUUCUGCGUGAAGAAUGGCCAAAAGGUGCACGAGUUCCGACGGGGCCUAAAGCGCCAUGUUAGCAUUGGCUCGUUGAACUUUAGCAUCUGUGCUAGCUAUGUGGUUGCCAGCUCUAAUACGGAAACCGUACAUAUCUUUAGAAUCGAUCCGAAGUCGAUCGAACAGGCGGAACGCCGCAACUGCAUUGACAACGGGUCGACGGCCACGAGCAAUAAUAACGACGGUGAGUCCGACGGUGGUGCCGACGGUGAUAAGUCGGAUGACGCCGCGAACGGCGGUUGGGGAAUGAGCUUCCUCACCAAAGCCGUCACAGCAUACUUCCCGACCAAUGUGGUCACGGAUGUGUUCUCGCAGGAUCGAGCUUACGCCACGGUUCAACUGGCUGAGGCCGGACUGCGUUACGAGUGUGUCAUCGCUAAGGUGGAAAAAGAGUCGCGUCUCCUGUUGGCGUGCGAGGACGGGUUCCUGUACAUGUACGAUUUCGACGACUCGAAGGGCGGAGAGUGCAAACUGAUUCGGGCGCAUGAUCUGCGCAUGCCACUGCAUGGAAUCACCGAAGUCGACAUCGGUGGCAACGAGAACGAUACCUCGGUGCUGAACGUGAAGAUGACCGCUUCGAUGAUGCCGGCACCGGGCACGUACGCCGGGGUCGUCAAGGGACGUCCCGGCGACAAGAUGUCGGCAGAUUCGGACCGCUGCCGGGAUCUGCGCGAGGCCGUCGAGUAUCCGAUCAAGAGUACCAUCCCGCUGUUCGACGAGAUCCAGUUCCCGCCCGUAACUCCAAUCACCGUUGAAUGACUAUCGAGCGACAUCAAGACGCCAAAAAUUAGUUCUCUCGGCAGUGGGGGUCGGAAGCGUCACGGCAAAUAAGCUGUGACUUUCUGUACCUUCCAUUCUCAAAGCAAACACACAACCGACAACCGAUCUAACUUGGACAGACUACGUCUAGAUGUGGAACCCUUCUCCCAGCAAAAAAAAACAUGCUUCGUGAUUUUUUUCGUUUUUUUGUCAAUGUACAGUUCUUAAGAUGUGUAUCUCUCUGUUAUUGCUUUUAAAGAAUCAUACUUUUGGUCUGUUAAGAUAUCGUUUGUCCUAUAUCUUCUAAUUUUAAGCUCAUUUUCUUGAAUAAACUUAACUAUUCCUACACAAAAAUCGGCUUAUUAGAAGAAGAAAAAAACAUUUGUUGCUCUAUAGAUUUCCAUGUAAUCAUAUCAAAUGCAUUUUAUUCCCUUUUCUAAUCAUAAUUAUUUCUAAAAUCUCAUUGUGCGGUAACUUGGGAUUUUAUAAAAGCAAAUAGCUACUGGAGGAAUAAAACUGUCCUUUCUUGAGUAAUCACACUAACACAUUUUCCGAACUAAAUUAUCACGUUCUAUUCUUUUUAUUAACUACAACACUGAAUGGCAGAAGAGCGUACAGGCAACGGAAGAAGUAGAAAAAAAUUCAGCUACUGCCAUACCGAAAAUCUAAAAAAACAUGCUUGUAGUGGAUAGUGAAAAACCCGAAAAAAUGAUACCAAAAACAGUAUAAAACUUUGUGUAAAAAUCUACAAAAAUACUCAUUGUUAAGUUAAAUUUAAGUUUUCAAAUGUAAAAUAUACGGAAAGAUGAAAAAUAUAUUUUCUUAUUUAUUAUUUGAUUCGAGUUGUAUAUAUCUGGAAAUUUUUUAUUCUUUUCCGUACGACAGAAAAUCCUGAUUAUUUAAAUUAGCUUAAUUUUACUGUCUCUUUUGGAAGCACAAGUCUAUAUUUCAAAUACAGAACAAAUAUUAAAAUAAUUAAACAUAAUAAAAUUUUAAGAAGUACCUUAUCUUUGAACGACAACAAACAAGCAAGUGGUAUUCCAUCCCGAUGCAUACGUUUACCCAAAAGGCAAUACAAACAGAUCGAAACCGUUGAGUAAAUGUAACCCAAACCUAUCUUGGAACGUAAUUAGAUCUUUAACAGAUUAAUUAUUUAUGAGUCAAACCCUAGCUGAAACAAAUAGUAGCAACAAGCAGAACGGCUUAGUAACAAUAAUUCUUUUAAUCUGGUAGUAGAAUUCAAUAAAAAUAGGUCCAAUCAUUGUUCUUCUUCUGCCAUGCGCUGAGUUUUCAAACUUGCACAGCCCCAUUAAGAGCCACAGCUAUUCGUGCGCAAUCACAACACCACUGAAUAAAGAUGUAAUUUCCAAAUAAUAUACGAUAUACGUUUUCGCGGAGACGAUUUAAAGGAGCGACAAAUGAAGCCAUCUUGUUAGGAAAGACAACCGAAGCCCAAUCGGAUCGGCGACGAUAAGCGUUAAGGAAAAUCCCGUUGAAGGUAACAUUACUACUGUAAUAGUACUAUGAUUAAAUGAGAACAUUGUCAAGCGAUCGUUUCAACGUGCUUAGAAGAUAAAGACCAUGUAUUUUCAGAGUUUCCGUGAUAAAAAAAUGAUUGAAAAAAUAUAUAAAAAUUCGUAUACCUGAUGACCAGCAAAAAAAAACGUAAA